Fusarium fujikuroi IMI 58289 is the source of this 888-nucleotide messenger RNA. RefSeq names its product related to translation initiation factor eIF3 subunit. Gene Ontology annotation, molecular function: RNA binding; translation initiation factor activity. The transcript is spliced from 3 exons. The record is from RefSeq and is a predicted model, not a curated record. Gene Ontology annotation, cellular component: eukaryotic translation initiation factor 3 complex; cytoplasm. Bases 1 to 888 code for a protein of 295 amino acids. Lineage: Eukaryota; Fungi; Ascomycota; Sordariomycetes; Hypocreales; Nectriaceae.
AUGGCUGCCGCCGUAGCAAACCAGCCCAAGCACGACUGGGCCGACGACGACGAUAUCGAGGAGACCUCCACCGAUCUCCCCGAGCCUCAGACCAUCUCCAACAAGGAUGGAACAAAGACCAUCAUCACAUUUCGUUACGAUGACGAUGGCCGAAAGGUCAAGACCACCCGCCGAAUUCGCUACACCACCCACACCGAGACCGUAAACCCCCGCGUCGCGGACCGAAAAACCUGGCCCAAGUUCGGCCUCAGCGCAAAGGAUCCCCCCGGACCUGCCCCCGACACCACCUCCGUCGGCGAGAACAUUAUCUUCCGACCAAGCGUCAACUGGCGAAAGGCCGAGAAGGAUGAGUCCGCCGACGCCAACGCCCAGUCCAUGAAGGACAAGCUCAAGGACAAGCAGGUCAAGUGCCGUAUCUGCAACGGUCAGCAUUUCACUGCCAGGUGUCCCUACAAGGAUACCAUGGCGCCUAUUGGAGAGACUCCUGCUGGGGAUGUUGCUGCUGGUAUGGGAGACGAGCCCUCAGCUGCUGGUGCGGGUGCCGCUGGUGCCAAGAAGGGUUCAUAUGUUCCUCCUGCUCUGCGUGGAACCGGGACAGCUGGCGAGAGAAUGGGAUCCAAGUUUGGCGAAAGGGACGACUUUGCUACACUGCGUGUCACCAACGUCUCCGAGAUGGCAGAAGAGCAAGAGCUGCGCGACAUGUUCGAGCGCUUCGGCCGCGUCACCCGAGUAUUCCUUGCCAAGGACCGGGAAACCGGUAUGGCCAAGGGCUUUGCGUUCAUCAGCUUCGCGGACCGGGGCGAUGCCGUCAAGGCCUGUGCGAAGAUGGACGGAUUUGGUUUCAAGCAUCUCAUUCUGCGGGUGGAGUUUGCCAAGAAGGCUCAGUAA